This is a messenger RNA of Amphibalanus amphitrite, 462 nucleotides long. RefSeq names its product cuticle protein 7-like. The record is from RefSeq and is a predicted model, not a curated record. Lineage: Eukaryota; Metazoa; Arthropoda; Thecostraca; Balanomorpha; Balanidae. The transcript has 2 exons. The coding region runs from base 37 to 462 and encodes 141 amino acids. Gene Ontology annotation, cellular component: extracellular matrix.
CACUCGUCCAACCAACCAACCAACCAACCAACCAACAUGAAGGUGUUCCUCGUUGCCGCCGUGCUGGCCGUGGCCGCCGCCGAUUCUCCGGCUCCGUACCACCCGACUCCGGCUCCGUACCACCCGGCUCCGGCCUACAAGCCGGCUCCCUACCACCCGCAGACCCAGUACAAGGAGGAGGCCAGGCCGUUCGCCUUCGAAUACGCCGUCAACGACCACUACACCGGCACCAACUUCGCCCGCAACGAGCAGAGCGACGGUCACAACGUGCAGGGCUACUACUCGGUGGUUCUGCCCGACGGCCGUACCCAGCACGUCAAGUACACGGCUGACCACUACGGUGGAUACAACGCCGAGGUCACCUACGACGGACAUGCCGCCUACCCCGAGCAGCACGCUGCCCCUGCCUACAAGGCAGCUCCUCACCACUCUACGCCUGCCCAUAACACUGCCCACCACUAA